AUGAUGAAAAUUACAAAUUUGUUUUUAAUUUUAAUUCAUUUAUCAUUUUUCAAAACAAUAAAUAGUAAUAAAAAUAAUAUUCCUUAUUCUAUUUGUCAUAAAAAUGAUGUAUAUUUAGGGGAUGAUUUUUAUUUUCUUAAAAAUAAGAAAUAUGUUUUGUACGAUGUAAAUAUAGGUGAAGGCUUUAAUCUACAAAAAGAAGUUUUAUACAGAAUAUCAUUAGUUGUAUAUUAUUUAAAUAAAAAAGACAAAAAUAAUAUAUAUUAUUUAGUUUUGCCACCUUGGUGUUAUUUAGCUCAUUGGAACAAUAAAAAACAUAAAAAAAUCAAGUGGAAUUUUUUUUUUAACUUAAAAGUUAUUCAAAAUGUAAUACCUGUAAUAGAAUUUCCAGAAUAUAGCAAAAUAUAUGGAAGUAAUACUGAUUUUAUUAUAUCAUUUAAAUUUAGAUUCAGUAAUAUUCUACCAAAUAAAGGAAGUUUUGAUGUUUUAAGUUUUGACAAAUGCCCUAUAGAAGGUUUUAAUUUUAAGAAUAUUUGUAAAAAGUGUGAAAAUAAAUAUUCAGUUACUUAUUCAGGAAACUGCACAAAUAUUAAGGCUAAAAAUUGUGAAUGCUAUGAAUACAAUUUUAUUACUAGUUUUUUUGCAAGUAAUAUUAUUUAUAAUUUAUUCUUUUAUGAUGUAGAUUCUAUUUUAAUAAAACAAGGAUCCAGCAUACUAGUUCCCUUUGUUAAUGAGUUGUUUGAAAAUAAUCUUGAAGAUAUCUUGUUAUUCAGUGAAGAUUUGAUAGAAGAAGGAAAUAAUUAUGUAAAAAAAAUAUUAAAAACAACUAACUAUUUAAGUUCUCAUUUAAGAUAUACAGAUUUUAGAAAAAUUUCUUAUUAUGAUGUUCCACCAAUUAAUAUUUCUAUUUUUAAACUCUUAUAUAUUAUGUUUAUGAAUGAGAAUGAGAAAAUUUUUAUUUCUACUGAUGAAAAAAAAGAAGUUCAAAAAAUUGUUAAUCAAGAAUUUAAUGAGUUUAAAAAUUAUUUUUAUUUUUAUGAAAAUGAAAAUUAUCAUGAAGGAGAAGUUGCUAUAAUUGAUCAAUGGAUAUGUAUUAAAUCAAAAAUUUUUGUUGGCAACAUUUUUUCAAGGUAUAGUCUACAUAUAAAAUGGGAAAGAUAUUUAAUGAAUACAUACGAAAAAAAAAACUUAGAUUUGUGUGGGUAUAAUAUUAAUAAUGAUGAAAAAUUAAGAAAAAAUUAUAAAAAUAUUAAAGAUAUAUAUAAUAAAAAAGCUUUAAUAAAGCUGAAACAUAUAUAUGAUAAUUACUCAGAAAAAGAUAAAAAAUAUUUAAACACUAUAUGUUUAGGUUUUAAUUCCCAUUUUCCUAAAAAUACUAGUAUAUAUAGACUAAAAUAUAUUAACCAUUUAUAA
Plasmodium gallinaceum is the source of this 1413-nucleotide messenger RNA. It is a transcript of the gene POFUT2, whose product is annotated as GDP-fucose protein O-fucosyltransferase 2, putative. Gene Ontology annotation, biological process: protein O-linked glycosylation via fucose. Gene Ontology annotation, molecular function: peptide-O-fucosyltransferase activity. The coding region runs from base 1 to 1413 and encodes 470 amino acids. The transcript is spliced from 2 exons. The record is from RefSeq and is a predicted model, not a curated record. Lineage: Eukaryota; Apicomplexa; Aconoidasida; Haemosporida; Plasmodiidae.